Guillardia theta CCMP2712 is the source of this 3774-nucleotide messenger RNA. RefSeq lists its product as hypothetical. NCBI's taxonomy places the organism in Eukaryota, Cryptophyceae, Pyrenomonadales, Geminigeraceae. The transcript has 9 exons. Bases 1 to 3774 code for a protein of 1257 amino acids. The record is from RefSeq and is a predicted model, not a curated record.
AUGCUGAAACUGAACCAUCUCCGUCAGCACCUGCUCCUCCUCUUCGCCAUCCAUGUCGCUUCACAACAGACGUACGGUCCUGGGGAAGGAGGAGGGACCGUGGGGAGGAGGAGGAGGAGCGGGAUGCCAGUGGCUCCAGUGAUUGAGGACCCCUCGGUGAGCGUGGGAGGGUCUCCCUGCCAGCAGGUAGUGUGGGUGUCUGCGACUUCGGUGCUGUGUGAGGCUCCGGAGGGAGUGGGAGGGCACAAGCUCGUGACGGUGGAGGUGGGAGGAGUGAGCAGCUCGGCGAACCCGUCCACUUACUUCAACUACGACCCUCCCUCAGUCAUAGCGAUAGAACCAGGGCACGGCUCUGCUUCAGGUGGGACGAUGGUGACUAUCGUUGGGACCAACUUCGGCGCUACGAACAACAACCCGUCGGUGACGAUAGGAGGGAGGCCCUGCCAGAAUGUCGUCUGGCUCUCCAACACGAAGCUCCAGUGCGUCUCUCCUCCCGGCAUCGGCAUCGGAGACGUCCGCGUCUUUGUCCUCGACGAGUCCAGCCCGGAGAACUUCGGCACCAUCUUCGAGUUUGACGCUCCGGUCGUCUCCAAGCUUGUCCCCGACCACGGGCCCAGCACAGGCGGGUACACGAUGACCAUCGAGGGGCUGAACUUCGGGACCAUCGACAGCAAGCCGCAGAUCAAGGUAGGAGGGAAGCAGUGCCGGAGCUCCGCCUGGAAGAGCAACGAGCAAGUCACCUGUGUCCUUCCCAAGGGUGUCGGACCCGAGAAGCAGGUCACUGUGGACAUCCUGGGGCAGCCCAGCCAGCCGACUCCCCGAGCUCUCUUCAGCUACGACGGCCCGAUCAUCACAGCCUUGCAGCCCGAGCACGGGGCGACGGUGGGAGGGACGCACUUGACCGUGCUGGGGGCGAACUUCGGGAACGAGGAGGACGGGAAGAAGCUGCAAGUGAGCAUCGGGCAGAUCCCCUGCUCCUCUCAGCGCUGGAUCUCCGAGUCCUGCCUCUUCUGCAUCACUCCAGCUGGGGUGGGAGCUGGGAAGGAGGUAGAGGCCGUUGUGUCAGCGAUCAAGAGCUCCCCUUGCCCCAGAACCCCCGCCAAGUCCAAGUCCCCCUACGCGGGGUGUAAGUCCACGUUUGACUACGAUCGGCCCAGCAUUGACAGGGUCGAGCCCAACCAUGGCCCAGCUGCCGGAGGAUACUUCGUGGCGGCCCUGGGGGACAACUACGGGACGUCGCCGAACUUGAUCAAGCUCUACAUGGGGGGGGUGGAGUGCGAGAAAACCCAAUGGGUCUCCAAUACGAAAGCACGAUGCCUCGUGCCCCCGGGUGUCGGGAUUACGCACCUCAUCGUCGACGUGGACGGUCAGAAGAACUCAGUCAGCAGCUCGCCUUCAGCUGAGGGAGACAUCUUCACAUAUGAUGCGCCAGUUGUCAAGCGCGUCCUCCCCUCAGCUGGAGACCCGAUGGGGGGGCAGCUGGUGACGAUCUACGGGGACAACUUCGGGUCGGACAAGGCGAAGGUGUCGGUGCUGGUCGGGCACGUGCCGGCGCGGGUGGUGCAUGUGAACAACGAGCAGAUGAUGAUUGUGAUGCCUCAGGGGGAAGGGAACAGAGCAGUGCGAGUGAGAGUGGCGGACCAGGAGUCUGCUGCCCCGUCCUCCUCCUCCUCCUCCUCCUCCUCUUCUUCCUCCUCCUCCUCCUCCUCCUCCUCUUCAUCGCAGGACGACUUCGAGUACAACGGGCCGAAAGUCAGCAAGGUGGUGCCCAACUUCGGGAGGACGCAGGGAGGUCAAGUACUGACCAUCUCUGGCUCCGACCUCGGCACGCGCACGUCGCACAUCGACGUCAAGGUGGGAGGCAUCGACUGCAUCGACUCCAGCUGGGUAGCGGAGACUUCCGUCCUCUGCACGACCCCACCUGGCUCAGGAGGGAGCAAGAGGGUGCAGAUCGUGAUCGACGGGAAGUUCUCAGCCUCCUCCCCCGACGACAUGCGCUUCUCCUACGCCGCGCCCCUCAUUACCUCCGUCUCCCCCGAGCAGGGGACGAGGGAGGGAGGUACGCGCGUCCUCCUCCAGGGCUUCAACUUCGGCCUCACCGACGCCCAUCCUGUCGCCUUCGUCGGGCCCAGCAGGUGCCGAGCCACCGUGUGGACUGACGAUGCAGCUGUCUCCUGCAUCACCCCACCUUGGACGGAGGGCCCCACCAUCCAGCCUGUCACAGUCCAGCUGAGCGGGCAGGUCUCGUCCUCCUCCCAGGCUGCCGUCUUCCAGUUCGGCUCCGGCAGCUCCCCCAUGAUCACGUCGCUCGCCUGGACGAGGGCGCCGACGGGAGGAGGCUUCACUCUGACACUCUUCGGGAACAAGUUUGAGCAGGAAGGCGCUGCCGCGUCUCUCGCCCGCUACGGAGGAGGAUCCGCCCCCUGCAGGGUCACGAGGUGGAUCUCGGAGAGCAAGGUCACCUGCACGGCCCCAGCUGGGGUCGGCUCCCAGCUGACGGUCUACUACCAGUCGAGGGGGUCCCCGGUGGCGGAGACGUUUGGGAGCGUGACGUUCGAGUACGAUCCUCCCGUCGUCUCCUCCCUCUCCCCAUCCGAGGGCCCCGUGGCGGGAGGGGAGCAAGUGACGCUGACGGGCUGGGGGUUCGGGCUGGCGGACACGAAGCCGGAGGUGAAGGUGGGAGAGGCCAGCUGGGGUCCAGCUGUAUGGACUAGCGACUCCUCCCUCUCAGCACAGACCCCAGCUGGGGUCGGUCGUGUGCCGGUGCUGGUCAAGGUGGGAGGGCAGCCGUCCAAGGUGGAGGAGGCGCCACUUUACGACUACGAGGGGGAAACAGUCACGAGCAUGCAACCUGAGACUCUGCCGACGGGAGGAGGAGCGACGGUAACGCUGUUCAGCAGGAACUUCGGGCAGGCCAGGGGCAGGAAGGACGUCAAGGUCACGUUGGGCGAUGGAGCUCAGCUGGGGUCGAGCUGCACGCAGGCCAGGUGGGAGUCGUCGACGUCGAUCACUUGCGUGGCUCCUGCUGGAGUUGGUAGGGACCUGGACGUGAAGGUGGAGGUAGAGGAGGAGGGAGGACGGAAGGACUUCAUGGGCUUCGGCGUCGCCUCCUACAGGACCCCGUCGGUGACGUCGGUGGAGCCGGAAGAGGGGAACAGUGCUGGGGGGCUGCUGGUGACCGUGCUGGGGAGAGACUUUGGGACGUUCGACUCCAACCCGACAGUGAAGGUGGGAGGAAGGAGCUGUUCUAGAACCCUCUACGCGUCCGACUCGAAGCUCGUGUGCGUGACCCCGGCGGGAGGAGGAGGAGGGAGGAGCGUGGUUGCUGUGGUGGGAGAGCAGGAGUCUGCUCCGUUCAAGGGUUUCACUUACCUCCCUCCAACGACCUCCGAGGUCGAUCCUUCGUCAGGUCCCGUCACAGGUCGAACAAGCGUGACGAUCUUUGGGAACAACUUUGGAACUUCAGCAGCAUCUGAACCCAAGGCAUUCAUAGGAGAUAUUCAAUGCCAGACUACUCGUUGGGUUUCAAACACGCAAGUGAUCUGCGAGACAUCACGUGGAAAAGAUCUCUAUGUCAAGCAUCAUGUCACUGUUGAUGUUGAGGUCAGGCGCGGCUUCUUUGCUCGGACGAUCAACCGCGUGUGGGGGAUGUUCUUUCAGUCCCAGGGAGAUUCAGGCGCAGAAUCGUCUGCUUAUCACAUCGUUGACUCCAUUGACAUUGAGAUGGAAGCAUCAAGUGAGAUUGACAUCACUGAGAUGAGAGAUCCGAGAUAG